Messenger RNA from Sinocyclocheilus rhinocerous, 950 nucleotides. RefSeq names its product hepatitis A virus cellular receptor 1 homolog. Gene Ontology annotation, molecular function: phosphatidylserine binding. The record is from RefSeq and is a predicted model, not a curated record. Gene Ontology annotation, biological process: cytoskeletal rearrangement involved in phagocytosis, engulfment; apoptotic cell clearance. The transcript is spliced from 7 exons. The coding region runs from base 22 to 711 and encodes 229 amino acids. NCBI's taxonomy places the organism in Eukaryota, Metazoa, Chordata, Actinopteri, Cypriniformes, Cyprinidae.
GAGUCUACCACAGCAAAGAAAAUGAUUGUCCUUCUCUUCUUUAUCUCAUCAAAUAUAUGCGUAACAUCCUGCAGCGAAUCAUCAAAACUGGUGGUUGGACAGGUUGGGGAUACAGUUAAUCUUCCAUAUAAAUAUGACAUUAACACUACUGGCCUAUUGAACGUCUGCUGGGGGAGACGUCAGUCAUGGUUCAGCUGUGAGAACACUGUUAUCUCCUCCGAUGGCUUGCAAGUGACCUACAGAGAGUCAAACAGAUUCAGCUUGGCCAGUGGACUGGAGCGAGGGGAUGUUUCACUUACCAUAAAGGCUGCUCAAAAGAGGGAUGCUGGGAUGUACGUGUGCCGUAUCGAGAUCCCUGGACUUUUCAAUGACAUUAGUCACAAUGUCUAUCUGUUUAUCAGCAAUGGACUGGAUCCAAAGAGAGUCAUCUCAGAAACACAACUGGUCCCUUCAACAGCAAAUCAGGAAAAACAAGUCUACUAUGUAUCAGACCCAACCACACUCAUUACAGAGCUUUAUUUCAUAUCAGAAAAGACAACUGCAGAUGCUACCGACAUCUACAUGUAUGAAGCAAUUGCAGUUGUCCAUGCUGAGGAUACAAUGGAAACAUUUGUCAUAAAUACUGUAAGAGUGGGGGCCAUUGUCUUCAUCCCGGGUUUAAUCAUCGCACUUCUGUUCAGACUGCGGCGCUCCAGAGAACGCACUGGAUGAAGGCGAAUGUAAAAAUCUGCCAGGCUUCCCAGACCAACAACCACACACUGAUAUGGUGUGAUAGUCAGUUCUGAGGUCACUAUGACUGUAUAAAAACCACAUGCAUGGUGACUUUAUUUUUUUUAUUUUUUUUUUGUGGUUUGUUAUCAGUGCCUAAUAGGCUAUUUAUAAAAUAAUUGAUCAGUUAUUAAUCUAAAUCUGAGAUAAUUUAUUUACAUUGUGUUUUUUUUUUUUUUUUU